This is a messenger RNA of Maylandia zebra (zebra mbuna), 1938 nucleotides long. RefSeq names its product RAB38a, member RAS oncogene family (gene rab38a). NCBI's taxonomy places the organism in Eukaryota, Metazoa, Chordata, Actinopteri, Cichliformes, Cichlidae. Gene Ontology annotation, cellular component: trans-Golgi network; late endosome; phagocytic vesicle. Gene Ontology annotation, biological process: phagosome-lysosome fusion; endosome to lysosome transport. Gene Ontology annotation, molecular function: GTP binding; GTPase activity. The record is from RefSeq and is a predicted model, not a curated record.
GCUUCGCUUCCCUCUGUGGGCCAGGGCGUACCUUGCCGCCCCUUCUCAUUCCCAGCUCUCCCCAGCUCUCUCUGCGCUGUCCUGUGCGUCUCCCGCUAUCAUCCCCAGGUCUUCCCAAUACGGUGGAUUCAUGCUCGACUCUCGCCCUCCUCGGUCGCCAUGCAGAACAACCACCAUAAGGAGCAUCUCUAUAAGAUUCUUGUGAUAGGCGACCUCGGGGUUGGGAAGACCAGUAUCAUCAAGCGAUAUGUCCACCACAACUUUAGCCCCAACUACCGAGCCACCAUCGGCGUGGAUUUCGCACUCAAAGUGCUCAACUGGGACCAGGAGACCGUGCGCCUUCAGCUGUGGGACAUCGCAGGUCAGGAGAGGUUUGGCAACAUGACCCGUGUGUAUUACCGUGAAGCCAUGGGUGCACUCAUCGUGUUUGAUGUCACACGGCCUGCCUCCUUUGAGGCUGUCACAAAGUGGAAAGAGGAUUUGGAUUCCAAACUGACACUUGCCGACGGGAAGCAUGUAGCCACUGUUCUUCUGGCCAAUAAAUGUGACCAGGGUCGGGAUGUACUGACCAAUAACGGAAUAAAGAUGGAGCAGUUCUGCCAGGAGAACGGCUUUGUGGGAUGGUUUGAGACUUCUGCUAAGGAAAACAUAAACAUCGAUGAAGCAGCCAACUGCUUGGUGAAGCACAUCAUUGCCAGUGAGAAAGACAUGCUCCAGUCAGAAGUCCCAGACACCAUCACGCCUCAAUUAGAAAAGGACAAAGGUGGGACAUGCUCCUCGUGCUUCAGAUCCCAGUAGGACCUGGUAGUUGGAUUCUCAUUACACACAGUGUUCAGUUUGUGUGUGAGAAAGAGAACAAGGAAGAGCUCCUUUUGGCUCCUUUCGAGGUAGACGGUGUGGGUGCCAACUCCUUUCCAAUCUUUAAGCUUGGGUGGGUUGGGUGUGGGGUUUGAGUGGACAGAGAGGCAGCUGGCUCAGGAAAUGGAUGGAUUUGAGCAGAGGCAGAAAGAGAGAUGGGUGCAGCUGUGUGCUCUUGUCAAAGACAAGGUCACCCUCUGGGUGACUUCAGGCCUCGACACUGCCACUUCGGCUACCAUGGAGACGGAGUUAAUGAACACAUGCACAGAAAGGUUGUGGCAAAUCACAGAAUAUCUGUGCUGGAGGUGUGUGGAAGUAAUCACUAUAUGGAAGCCAUGGUCGCUGCUCCUCUUUCUCUCUUCUUACUGUCGUCUCUGUUCUUUUCCUCUGCUCUCAUUUUUCUCCUCUGCUUGUUUGUAAUUCCUAACCCGUACCUGACGGCACGUUUGGUUUGUCACAUUUUUCAUGCUUCUUUCACAAGCAAGCAGAGAAAGCAAGUUAAGAAUUUUUUCUCACCGACUCUCUCCCAAGCAAUUCCUUCUCAAUGCUAAUAAGACCACAGCCACAUUACAUGGCUCCUUCAAAUAUGGCUUCAUUUAUUUUUAACUUUUCAUGUCCAUCCACUAUUCCCAGUGAAGCACUGUAAAGCAGAUUAUUGCAAUUAAAGUGCCUUUUUUAAAGCAUUUUAUUUAAUAUCUGCAGUAGAGAUAUUCACUAUAUAUUAUUUACAAGCCCUCUUAAUGGUGCACAUUUCUCUUUCUGUUCAGCCCUAAUUAAGAAUUGAACUCAUUUCAAUUUCAGCACUUUUAAAAAUAAUGCUGAAUGUGUGUUAAUGCCCAUUGUAUCCCUUAUUUCUAUCCAGUGGUUUUCUAUUAAAUUUCUAUCCCACUGUGAUUUCUUUUAUUUGUAAUGUUUGUAAUUAUGGGAUGAAUGCAAACAUGUAUACAACUAUGUACAUAUUAUAUACAGCAAACUGAGGCAGAUUAUACAGUAGAACCAAAGAUGUAUCCAGUUUUCAAAAUGUUCAUGUGAAUAAACCGUGGCUUUACUGACGACUAGCUGUUUGUCUUCUUAUUAUAA